AUGGCAGUAUUAAAUCCAAAUAAUUGGCACUGGGUUGAUAAGAAUUGUAUUGAUUGGGCUCGUCAAUAUUUCCAAAAUGAAUUAACCAAAUUAAAAAUUGGUGGCCAAGAUGAAGAAUAUUUCUGUGAAAUUUCUAAAGUGUCACAAGUAGAUGGUGAUUGUGAAGUCAACCAACGUAAGGGUAAAGUGAUUUCCUUAUUCGAUUUAAAGAUUGUCACUAUGAUUCGCGGCCAUGUUAGUGGUAAAUUACCAUUUGAAGGCAGUAUUACUAUUCCCGAAGUGGCAUUUGAUAGUGAAGUGGAAGACUAUCAAUUCAUGUUAAGUAUUUAUAAAGAAAAUAAAGAAUUGAGUGAGGUCAAGCCUUUAAUUAGAGAGAAGUUGAUUCCUCAAUUAAGACAAGCUUUCCAAAGAUUUGGUAAAGAUUUAUUGACAGAACAUGGAAAUGAUAUUCAAAUUCCGGAACAAGAAGUUCAAUCUCAAUACACAAAGGGUAAUCAACACGAAAGUUUUGCCAAUGCCAAUGCCAGUGCCAAGAGGGAAAGCAGGGCACGUGAUGUGAAAUCCGAUCACACCACUUGCAGAACUACAAACAGCACCACCACGACUACAAACGUUGGUAAUAGAACCACUUUACAUGUGGAACCAAGAUUCAAUGCAUCUGGUGAUGAUCUAUUCCUAGCAUUAACUGAAAAACCACGUAUAAUGGCUUGGAGUAGAGGUUCUGCAGAUUUUUCCAAAUGCUCUAGUGGGGGAAUCAUUGUUGAAGGUGACCAAUUUGGAUUAUUUGGUGGUAACGUUUUGUGCCAAGUGAAAAAAUUGGAUUCCACAAAACGUAUACUUGAAAUGGAAUGGAAAUUAAGUGAUUGGAAUUUUGAUGGAAGUAUGUUAUCGGUGGAAUUACACGAAUCUCCUGAACAUCAUGAGACUACAUUACAAGCCAAUUGGAAAGGCGUUCCCGUGGGUCAAGAAGAACGUGUAUUGGAUAAUUUCGAGAAUUAUUAUGUUCGUGCAUUAAAGAUAACUUUUGGUUUUGGGGCAGUGUUAUAG
Henningerozyma blattae CBS 6284 is the source of this 1047-nucleotide messenger RNA. It is a transcript of the gene AHA1, whose product is annotated as Aha1p. The record is from RefSeq and is a predicted model, not a curated record. Gene Ontology annotation, molecular function: ATPase activator activity; protein-folding chaperone binding. Bases 1 to 1047 code for a protein of 348 amino acids. Gene Ontology annotation, biological process: protein folding; positive regulation of ATP-dependent activity. Lineage: Eukaryota; Fungi; Ascomycota; Saccharomycetes; Saccharomycetales; Saccharomycetaceae. Gene Ontology annotation, cellular component: cytosol. The transcript has a single exon.